Molecule: messenger RNA, 585 nt
Organism: Colletotrichum higginsianum IMI 349063
Lineage: Eukaryota; Fungi; Ascomycota; Sordariomycetes; Glomerellales; Glomerellaceae
Product: Sphingoid long-chain base transporter RSB1
Exons: 2
Coding region: 1-585 (194 amino acids)
Cellular component (GO): fungal-type vacuole; plasma membrane
Source: RefSeq, a predicted model, not a curated record
AUGGACCCAUCAUCACCCUGCACACCGGAGGCGUGCGACGUCUCCGAGAGCCCGUACGGCUUCCGCCCCACGCUAGUCGCCAGCGCCGUCUUCGCGACCGUCUCGGCGGCCUGCCUCGUCGUCAACGGCGCCGUCGCCGCCCGGUCGGCGCACCGGCACACCGCCACGGCGCUUUUCUGCGUCGUCGCCACCCUCGCCUGCGUGCUCGAGCUGCUCGGCUGGGUCGGCCGCAUGGCUGGCUGGAGCGACCCCUGGGCCGUCUACCCUCUCAUGCAGAGCCGGGCACUCCUGACCAUCGCCCCGGGCCCGCUCGCGACGGGCGGCGGCGGCGAGGGCCUCUUCGUCGGGCUGGAAGGGUUCCUCGUGGCCUACGCGCUAGCGGUGGUCGUCGGGUGCCACCCGGCGCUGUUCCUGCGGGACGGGAAGAUGGUCUCGCGGAUCGAGGCGGAGCCGUUCGUCGGCAUCGACGGCGUCGGCGGCGCCGUGCGGGGCGCGGAGCACGAGCGGGACCUGGAGGAGCUGAGCAAGGUGUACCAGAGGCACCACGAGGAGGAGGAGCGGCUGUCGAGAUUUGAGCGUGUUUGA